Molecule: messenger RNA, 1781 nt
Organism: Argentina anserina (silverweed cinquefoil)
Lineage: Eukaryota; Viridiplantae; Streptophyta; Magnoliopsida; Rosales; Rosaceae
Product: solanesyl diphosphate synthase 3, chloroplastic/mitochondrial
Exons: 12
Coding region: 196-1488 (430 amino acids)
Biological process (GO): ubiquinone biosynthetic process; isoprenoid biosynthetic process
Cellular component (GO): transferase complex
Molecular function (GO): prenyltransferase activity
Source: RefSeq, a predicted model, not a curated record
GGCUGAGAGCCUUUCGCCGUCCCUAGUAAAUAUUAAGUACCUACAUGGCGGUGGCGCUUACACAUAAACUCCUAGUCGGUUUGUGACCUCAUUCUUCUUCUUCCUCCUCUGACCCAACACCCUUAAAACUCCAUAACCAAAACUCUCUCUUCCCUCCAAAGUUCCCACCUUUUUGAUUCCCAGAGCCAUAAAAAUAUGACAUUUUCUCGGGGAUUUUCUAGGCUCCCAAGAAGCAGCUUCAAUGGGCUGUGUCGCCGUCUGCUCUCUAAUCGACCAGACCCAAAUCAAAUCUUGGCCUCCAGAGCUUGUUCUCAGACUCUGUGGGAUUCGACCCAGAUGAUUUUGGGUUGCAGAAAGUUUUGGUCUACGGGGUUGCCUACUUUCCCGGGCUCUUUAACUUCUAGGCAUCAAAUUCACCACCAAAGUAACUCCAUAGUUGAGGAACUGCAAGACCCGUUCUCGCUUGUUUCUGAUGAACUAUCACUAAUUGCUGACAGGUUGCGAGCUAUGGUAGUUGCUAAGGUUCCUAAGCUUGCGUCUGCUGCUGAGUACUUCUUUAAAAUGGGGGUGGAAGGAAAGAGGUUUCGUCCUACGGUCUUAUUAUUGAUGUCAACAGCACUGAAUGGCAGUAUACCUGAGCCUUCUACGCAACCUGAACCCCCUAUGCGAUUGGAAGAUGCUUUCCCGACUGAACUGCGAGCGAGACAACAAGUUAUAGCAGAAGUGACAGAAAUGAUUCAUGUGGCAAGCCUCCUACAUGAUGAUGUAUUGGAUGAUGCAGACACAAGACGUGGUGUUGGAUCAUUAAAUUCCGUAAUGGGAAAUAAGCUAGCUGUAUUAUCUGGAGAUUUCUUGCUAUCUCGAGCUUGUGUUGCACUUGCGUCUCUAAGAAACACAGAGGUGGUGUCACUACUAUCAACAGUUGUAGAGCACCUUGUUACGGGUGAAACUAUGCAAAUGACUACAGCAGCUGAUCAACGUUGUAGCAUGGAAUAUUAUUUGGAAAAGACGUAUUACAAGACUGCGUCAUUGAUUUCAAACAGUUGCAAGGCAAUUGCCAUUCUUGCUGGGCAUACAACAGACGUUGCUAUGUUGGCUUUUGACUAUGGAAAAAAUCUGGGAUUGGCAUUUCAAUUGAUAGAUGAUGUCCUUGAUUUUACCGGCACGUCAGCGUCUCUUGGAAAGGGUCCUUUAUCUGACAUCCGUCAUGGCAUAAUUACUGCUCCAAUAUUAUUUGCAAUGGAAGAGCUCCCUCAGUUGCGUGCUGUGGUUGAACAAGGAUUUGACAAUCCUGCAAAUGUUGAGAUUGCUCUUGAGUACCUUGCUAAGAGCAAUGGAAUACAGAGGACAAGGGAGUUAGCCCGAAAACAUGCAAGUCUUGCUGCAGAGGCAAUUGAAUCUCUGCCAGAGAGCCACGACGAAGAUGUGCUAAGAUCAAGGAGGGCGCUCCUAGAUCUCACUCAUAUAGUCAUUACAAGAAACAAGUAACAUUGAAAACCCACACCUUAAAUAACACUGUUGAAAUUGUCAAGCGUAUUGGUUGUUCCCGCAAGGCUGAGGAAGAAUUUUGUUGUUUUGAUAAUCAAAAUUUGUUCCCCACGAAGAUCACUUGCAGGUAGUGUGCAUUGUAGUUCUUAAUUCAUUGCACUUGCAUUUUUCAUUUAUAUUUAAUUAUGUAAUCCGUACUUAUAAAAGUAAGGAUUACCAGUGUAGCCCCAUUCUGCUGAAAGAGCCAUGGAUCGUAUCUUGUAUACUUUAAAGUGAAGAUGAGAUUGACUGCA